Selaginella moellendorffii is the source of this 1630-nucleotide messenger RNA. RefSeq names its product plant UBX domain-containing protein 11. The record is from RefSeq and is a predicted model, not a curated record. Gene Ontology annotation, molecular function: protein binding. The transcript has 9 exons. Lineage: Eukaryota; Viridiplantae; Streptophyta; Lycopodiopsida; Selaginellales; Selaginellaceae. Bases 16 to 1548 code for a protein of 510 amino acids.
GUUUGUGGGCACUCUAUGUCACAAAAUAGUGAUGCGCUGUUCUUCGCGGGAUCCAUCCCGAGCGCCGUAGCUACCGCGCAGCAGAGCUCCAAAGUAUUUCUUGUCUACAUUGCCAAUGAUGGCGAGGAGUCGGCGAGGCUGGAAGAAACGACCUGGAGAGCGCCGCAGGUUGUAAGCUUGAUUCUGGAAAAGUUUGUUGCUCUUCGUUUGGUGCAUGGAAGCGUUGAUGCGCUUCACUUCUCGGUUUUAUAUCCUAUAUCAGCUGUGCCUAGCAUUACAGCCAUUGGCUACCAAGGUGUAAAGUUAUGGGAGCAAAACGGAUUCAUCACUCCAGAGGAACUCUCGAAAAGGUUGCAAUAUGCCGUGGAUACGUUCCAAUUCCAGGUGCAAACAGCCAUGGCUGCUUUGUUGGGCAUGCCAACAGCGUCAUCAAGCCUUGAAACUCCGGAAAGCGCCGCAUCCUCAAAACCCGAGGAGCCGACACAAACUUUGUCAUCAAGCCUUGAAACUCCGCAGAACGCCGCAUCCUCAAAACCGGAGGAGCCGACACAAACUUUGUCAUCAAGCCCUGAAACUCCGCAGAACGCCGCAUCCUCAAAACCCGAGGAGCCGACACAAACUUUGCCAGCAUUAAAAGAAGCGUCUCUUUGCAAAGUCGAGGAAAAGAACGAGACACUAGCAACCACGUCCGACCCGGGUGACGAGCUCUCGAAACCAGUGCCACGAACCGAGUCCGAUCGUGGUGAGGAGCUCUCGGAAGAUACGAGCCAGAUGCCUGUGUUGACUGCGCCAGCCAUCGGUCGAGCCGUGGAAGAGGAAAUCCAAACUCCACCCGACCAGAGCGUGGAGCCUGUGGAAGAAGUAAAGGGCUGCGUGCUCGAAGUGCCGGUGGCCAAGAAGAAGACCACCACUCCACCAUCGCCACCGCCACCCGAGCCGAGACCUUUGAGAAUCCCAGACAAGGUCCACUUGCAGGUGAAGCUCACGGAUGGAGCAGUGAUCCGCCGCGAGUUUGAGAAGAGCGACACUCUCUGGACAGUGAAAUACUUCGUCGACGAGAACAGGACGGAUGGCAACGCGAGCUACGCCUUUGCGGUUCCAUUUCCUCGCAAGAUCUUCAAUGCUGAAGAUUACGAGAACGCUCUGGUGGACCUUGAUAUCGGCUACCGCGCUGUGCUUAUCCUGGUACCAAGCAGCGAUGCCAAGCUUGUGACAAGCCCCUCGAAGCCUUCCAGUCCAACUGGUGGCAUGGGGCGAUGGCUCACGUAUCUUAAUCCUCUUUCUUACGUUCGUGGUGGCAACGCUUCUCCUUCCGAGAGGCCAAAGUCUCCUCCAUCGCCAUCGCCAGCAGCUUCGAAGCCCAGCAUCAAUGACGCUGAUAACUCGAGAAAAGCGCCGCCACCUGCGAAGAGAUCAAGCACUAGCUGGGGAAGUAACGUCCACACUCUGAGGCACGACGAGGACGACGAUAUGUUCAAGCGAGGCAACACGUACUGGAAUGGGAAUGCCACGCAGUUCGGUGCUAACGACAACGACGAGCGCAAGUGAGUAAAUUAUGUAUGUACCUCUCUCUUAUUGUAGGAGUCGUCGAUAAGGAAGAACAAAAACAAUAAAUUCUUGCCUGGAUUCA